Messenger RNA from Medicago truncatula (barrel medic), 584 nucleotides. RefSeq lists its product as uncharacterized. The record is from RefSeq and is a predicted model, not a curated record. The transcript has a single exon. The coding region runs from base 37 to 459 and encodes 140 amino acids. NCBI's taxonomy places the organism in Eukaryota, Viridiplantae, Streptophyta, Magnoliopsida, Fabales, Fabaceae.
UUUCUUCCAUAAUAAUCCCACAAAAAACAUUAACACAUGGGUAGUUGUGCAUCAAAUCUAUAUGCAAGCAAAGGUGGAGAAAACAAAUCCACUUUUGUGAACAUAGUUCUCUCAAAUGGAAAGUUACAACAAUUUAAAGAGCCAAUAAAAGCAUGGCAUGUCUUGUCUCAAAACCCAAACCAUUUCAUUUGUUCUUCAGAAUCCAUGUAUGUUGGCUCACCAUUUCAUCCUGUGCUUCCAAAUCAAGAGCUUCAAUUGGAUCAUAUAUAUUUCCUUCUCCCACUCUCCAAAUCAAACGUGUCACUUUCUCUACAAGAUCUGUGCUCUCUAGCCAUCAAGGCUAACACAGCUCUUGUAAAUGAUCCAAACUCAAUGUUGAAACCAUCUUCUGUUUCAGAAAUUAGAAAUUUCCAAACAUACCCUAUUCUUUCAAACGUUUCUCUUGGAUAUUCACAUUAGUCAAAAGUUGACAUCAACGACUAGAUUCCUACUUGGAGUACACUGUACACAAAGUACUACACAAGUAGUAUGAUCAAAAUCAAGCUUAAUAAAUGCAAUUAUUGAUGUGGAAUAUUUGAUUAUCA